AUGUGCGGUCUCUGUCCUGCAGAGUUCAUCCAGGGCACGCACCUGCAGCGCCACAAGAUGAUGCACACUGGCGAGAAUCCAUGGAAGUGCGAUCUCUGUCCUGCAGAGUUCAACCGGAAUGCGCAUCUACGGCUGCACAAGCGGACACACAAUGGGGAGAAGCCAUACAAGUGUGACGUCUGCCCUGCAAAGUUACGCCGGAGCAGUGACAUGCAGCGCCGUAAGAGGACACGCACCGGUGAGAAGCCAUACAAGUGCGAUGUCUGUCGUGCAAAGUUCAGCCGGAGCGGGCACCUACGGGACCACAAGAGGACACACACUGGCGAGAAGCCAUACAAGUGUGACCUCUGUCCUGCAGAGUUCAUCCAGAGUACGCACCUGCAGCAUCACAAGAAGAAACACAUGGGCGAGAAGCCAUGCAAGUGCGAUGUCUGCCCUGCAGAGUUCAUCCAGAGAAGUAACCUGCAGUGUCAUAAGAGGACACGCACCGGUGAGAAGCCAUACAAGUGCGAUGUCUGUCGUGCAAAGUUCAGCCGGAGCGGGCACCUACGGGACCACAAGAGGACACACACUGGCGAGAAGCCAUACAAGUGUGACCUCUGUCCUGCAGAGUUCAUCCAGAGUACGCACCUGCAGCAUCACAAGAAGAAACACAUGGGCGAGAAGCCAUGCAAGUGCGAUGUCUGCCCUGCAGAGUUCAUCCAGAGAAGUAACCUGCAGUGUCAUAAGAGGACACACACUGGUGAGAAGCCAUACAAGUGUGGUGUCUGCCCUGCGGAGUUCAGCCGGAGCGGGCACCUACGGGACCACAAGCGGACACACACUUGA
Messenger RNA from Ornithodoros turicata, 828 nucleotides. Its product is annotated as zinc finger protein 239-like. The transcript has a single exon. Gene Ontology annotation, cellular component: nucleus. NCBI's taxonomy places the organism in Eukaryota, Metazoa, Arthropoda, Arachnida, Ixodida, Argasidae. The record is from RefSeq and is a predicted model, not a curated record. Gene Ontology annotation, molecular function: DNA-binding transcription factor activity, RNA polymerase II-specific; sequence-specific DNA binding. Bases 1 to 828 code for a protein of 275 amino acids. Gene Ontology annotation, biological process: regulation of transcription by RNA polymerase II.